Molecule: messenger RNA, 1812 nt
Organism: Drosophila arizonae
Lineage: Eukaryota; Metazoa; Arthropoda; Insecta; Diptera; Drosophilidae
Gene: DIP-gamma
Product: Dpr-interacting protein gamma
Cellular component (GO): neuron projection
Source: RefSeq, a predicted model, not a curated record
AGCAGCAGCAGUGAAUUGGUGGCAACUGAGGACAUUUGCAUAACUUGCUGCAAGUUGAACUAACGCAGGCUCCCACAGUCAGAUGUCAACAGCACUUGGGAAUGAUGCAGAUGCAGUGAAAUCAAAGCCCCUUGCGCAAUUUGCACAAACAACGCAUGCGGCAAAUAGCAAUAGAAAUAGAAAUUCAAAUGCAAAUAGAAUUUGUGGCGUUCGCUACAAAAAAUACCCAUAAAAUAACAAAAGCAGCAACAACGGCAACAACGGCAACAACGGCAACAGCGAAUCGAGCAACAGCUGCUGCAAAUAACAAACGUCAGCUGCAGAGCGAAAAAACAAGCCGCAACAACAACAACAACAACAACAACAACAACAACAAUAACGAUAACAACAACAGCAGGAGGGGCAACAACAACAGCAACAAUAACAAAAUGAAGAGCCAUUUAGGCCUGCUCUUUGUCAUUUUGAUAAUGGCCGCCAAAUGCGCCAAUGGAAAUCCACAGAAUCAGCAUCAUGAGUUAAACUCACAGCUGGAUCCCGAUCCGGAGUUUAUUGGCUUCAUCAACAAUGUCACGUAUCCGGCUGGUCGUGAGGCCGUUCUCGCCUGCUCCGUGCGCAAUCUGGGCAAGAAUAAAGUCGGCUGGCUGCGUGCCUCCGAUCAGACGGUCCUGGCCCUGCAAGGACGCGUCGUAACUCACAAUGCACGGAUCAGUGUCAUGCAUCAGGAUAUGCACACCUGGAAGUUAAAGAUCAGCAAGCUGAGGGAGUCCGACCGCGGCUGCUACAUGUGCCAAAUCAACACGAGUCCCAUGAAGAAGCAGGUGGGCUGCAUCGAUGUGCAAGUGCCACCGGACAUUAGUAACGAGGAGUCCUCGGCCGAUCUGGCCGUGCAGGAGGGCGAGGAUGCGACGCUCACGUGCAAGGCCACGGGCAAUCCGCAGCCGCGAGUCAUCUGGCGGCGUGAGGACGGCGAAAUGAUACUAAUACGUAAGCCGGGCAGCCGGGAGCUAAUGAAAGUGGAAACCUACAAUGGGUCCUCGCUGAGGCUGAUUCGCCUGGAGCGCCGUCAAAUGGGCGCUUACCUCUGCAUCGCCUCCAACGAUGUGCCGCCGGCGGUUAGCAAGCGCGUCUCCCUAAGCGUACAGUUUGCGCCCAUGGUGCGUGCCCCCAGCCAGCUGCUGGGCACGCCGCUCGGCUCUGAUGUGCAGCUCGAGUGCCAGGUGGAGGCCUCCCCGUCGCCCGUCUCCUACUGGCUGAAGGGCGCGCGCACUUCGAACGGGUUCGCCAGCAUCUCGACGUCCAGCCUGGAGUCCGGCUCGCCCGGGCCCGAAAUGCUCUUGGAUGGGCCCAAAUAUGGCAUCACGGAAAAGCGCGAUGGCUAUCGCGGCGUCAUGCUGCUGGUGGUGCGUUCCUUCUCUGCCUCCGAUGUGGGCACCUAUCACUGCGUCAGCACAAACUCGCUGGGCCGUGCCGAGGGCACGUUACGGCUAUACGAAAUCAAGCUACAUCCGGGCGCCUCGGCCAGCAACGAUGAGAGCCUCAAUUUCAUUGGCGGUCUGGACGACGAGGCUCGCAAUGUGGCCGCCGUCUUCAAGCAGACGGCGUGGCUGAUGCUGCCCCUGCUGCUGCUGCUGCUGUGCGCUUGGAGUGCGUGAUAUCAAAAUUGAGCGAGAGCCGGCAAUCAAGUAUUCCUACAGGUGUUACCCAGCCCUUGAGCCGAUAUCCCCCAUCCCUCCGCAAAGUGUUUCGCUUACGCUCCCGCUCAAGCCCCGCGACCCCCAUAAUUCCUUAUCAGCGUCUGUGUUGUUUGUUGUU